Mizuhopecten yessoensis (Yesso scallop) is the source of this 1422-nucleotide messenger RNA. Its product is annotated as transmembrane protease serine 12-like. The transcript has 6 exons. Gene Ontology annotation, biological process: proteolysis. Bases 80 to 1135 code for a protein of 351 amino acids. The record is from RefSeq and is a predicted model, not a curated record. Gene Ontology annotation, molecular function: serine-type endopeptidase activity. Lineage: Eukaryota; Metazoa; Mollusca; Bivalvia; Pectinida; Pectinidae.
AUUUCCGAUAGUUACUGUCCCAGCGUAUAGGGUGUUACACACAGUCGGGCCGACAUUUACACAGGGCGCAUUCCUCAACAUGGAGUUGUACUCAUCACAUUUGGUCUUGCUGACAGUCGUAGUUCUUGUAUGGGGGAGCUACCGCGUCAACUCUGCGCCUGCGGACGAGAUUCGUCGACUAGAGGACUGUGUACAAGAGUUCCUGUCACACGAGGUAGAUAAUGCCGUAAUCAGAGACGAUAAACCAACAGAGGAGAGGCGCAAUGAGUAUAAAACAUGGACGCGACAGUAUGGGACUGAGUCACUUGGCAUCAGUAACUCUGAGGAGGAACACGGGAAGCGUGUGGUGGUGGGUACGCCCAUGGAGCGUGACCAAUGGCCAUGGUUGGUCUCUCUUCAUUUCUUACGCCCAAUCGUGUUCACAGAGAAAACGGGCAUGCAGCAUGUGUGUGGUGGUACCAUCAUCAGCACCAACCCUGUGUGGGUCCUCACCGCAGGGCACUGCUUCAGUGAGGACGUGCAUGAAGGCUUCAGUAACCCUGACAACUGGGAUGUUGUGAUAGGAGAGUACAAUCAGUACAAAAAAGAGGCUGGGGAGAUCAAAGCACACAUUGAUGAAAUACAUCUCCAUAGCAACUUCUCAGUGAACACCCUGCUAUAUGACAUAGCUCUGCUGAAGUUGAGGCCAAUCGAACAGCUACAACUGGAAGACCUAGCUGAUCUAGAUGAUGGAGAAUUCCAACCUGGUCAGCAAUGUUCUGUAGCGGGAUGGGGCCAAGUCUCUUUCCAUCCCUAUGGUUGGGGGAAUUUUAUUCCUCUAAUCACCUCUGUCUGUUUGAUUGAUAAUGACUUAUGCAGUGAAAUGUACUCCGCAUCAAAAACACAGACCUUCUUCAUAGAUCAGACAACUAUAUGCGCAGGUUCCAAUGAGGGUCAUGAUGCCUGCUUGGGUGACUCGGGGGGACCACUGAUGUGUCAGAGCCCAGAAGAUGAUCGCUGGAAAUUAGUGGGCGUGGUAUCCACGGGGAAUGAGUGUGGAAGAAAGGACUUUCCUGGGAUCUAUACUCGUGUAGCCUUCUACCGCAGCUGGAUUGACGAAGUAAUAGAAGUGACAAACACUCACCUGGAGGUGUAAAACAGGGGGCACUCAGGCAACAAGGUACAUACAUGUACCAGGUAGUGUCUCAGUGGCCAGGCAUACAAUGAUCCUGUCUAGGUUAUCAAAGGAAAUGUAUUGUAUAAUGUACUUAAGAUGAGACACUAUAAAUUGUGAAACUACAUCUGGACUCGCUAUAUAAAGAAUGAAUUAUGUUUCACAUAUUAUAAGAACAACUCUUUUGUAACAAAGAUAUUCUCCUGAAGAGAUAAUAAAACUAAUAUGAAGUCUUAAAAAACGCCACAAUUUCACUUUCUUCUUUCUUC